UACUUUUGUGCUGUCGAGUCGGCGUGUACUGCUUAUGUGAUUUAAAAUUACAUAAUAAAAAUACAUCUAGAUUUUAAAUGAUAUUUCUACAGCAAGUCGUGAUCGUGAAUCAUAAAUUUCAUUCAAGCCUGUUGGGGGAAACAAAACAAUAUCAACAGAAUGAUCUCUUUCGCAGUCUUCGUUUUCCUCACACUCUUGUUCACCUUGUCACUGAUAAAACACAUGAGAAAGGGAGGUGCAGAGAAGAAAGUACCCCCAGGGCCAACGAAACUACCCUUCAUCGGCAACCUCCACAACCUUGGAAAGUUGCCACAUCGAUCCCUUCAACGCCUUUCACGCCACCACGGACCCCUCAUGUUCUUGCAGUUAGGUUCAAUACCCACCUUGGUAGUCUCCUCUGCCGAGAUGGCUAAAGAGAUUUUCAAAAACCAUGACCCCGUUUUCUCCGGCAGGCCUCAGUUACGCGCUGCCAACCGCUUGGGAUACGGUUCAGCCGUGAGUUUCUCUCCUUACGGCGAGUACUGGAGAGAGAUGAGGAGGAUCAUGAUCUCGGAGCUGUUGAGUCCGAGGAGGGUUCAAUCGUUUGAAGCUGUGAGAUUGGAAGAGGUGAAGCUUCUGCUUCGCUCCAUAGCUCUUUCUUCUCAUCCUGUGGACUUGAGUGAGUUCACCCUUUCGCUCACUAACAACGUUGUUUGCCGGAUUGCUCUCGGGAAAAGGGACAGGUUCGGAGUAGAAAAUAACACGCUUAGUGAGAUGCUUAAGGAAACGCAGGAGAUGUUGGGAGGGUUCUUUCUGGUUGACUUUUUCCCUCGGUUGCGGUGGCUCGGCAAGUUCUGUGCCAUUGAAAAUAGGCUUGAGAGAAAUUUCAGAGAAAUGGAUAAGUUUUAUGAGCAGGUCAUUAAGGAGCAUGUUGAUAAACAUGAGAGGGAUGAAGCUGAGCAUGAGCAUGAAGAUGUUGUCGAUGUACUUCUUCGAGUUCAGAGGGAUCCAAAUCAACCAAUCGCCAUCACUGAUGACCAAAUCAAGGGUGUACUAGUGGACAUCUUUGUAGCGGGAACCGACACUGCUGCGGCGACAAUGAUAUGGACAAUGAGUGAGUUGAUUAGGAACCCAAAUGCAAUGAAAAGAGCACAAGAAGAAAUAAGACAAGUUUUGAAGGGAAAAGAGAUGGUAGAAGAGGUUGACCUCCCGAGACUCUUGUACUUCAAAUCAGUUGUGAAGGAGGCACUAAGACUCCAUCCACCAGCGCCAUUACUCGUGCCAAGAGAGACCACAGAGGCUUGCACGAUCCAAGGGUUCGAAAUCCCAGCCAAAACGAGGGUCCUUGUGAAUGCAAAGUCAAUAGCAAUGGACCCCACUUGUUGGGAGAAUCCAAAUGAGUUCUUGCCAGAGAGGUUCUUGGAUAGUCCAAUUGACUUCAGAGGACAACACUUUGAGAUGUUGCCAUUUGGGGUUGGCCGAAGAGGCUGUCCCGGAAUGAACUUUGCUAUGCCACUUGUUGAGUUGGUUCUUGCAAAUCUUCUCUAUCGUUUUCACUGGGAGCUGCCUCUUGGGCUUGGAAUUCAAGACUUGAAUAUGGAAGAAGCGAUUGGCAUAACUAUGCAUAAGAGAGAUCAUCUUUGGCUCAAAGCCACCCCUUUCCUCCAGUAGUGCUUUUCUUCUUUUUCUUCAAUGUUCAUUUUUAAAAAUUGGGCAUUUUAUGUUAUAUUUUAAGAAAUUAAUAAAUACAAAAUUGUUAUUGAAAAUUAUGCAUCAGAGCUAUUGAAAUUAAUA
Messenger RNA from Cajanus cajan (pigeon pea), 1773 nucleotides. Its product is annotated as cytochrome P450 71A9. Lineage: Eukaryota; Viridiplantae; Streptophyta; Magnoliopsida; Fabales; Fabaceae. Gene Ontology annotation, molecular function: monooxygenase activity; iron ion binding; oxidoreductase activity, acting on paired donors, with incorporation or reduction of molecular oxygen. The record is from RefSeq and is a predicted model, not a curated record.